This is a messenger RNA of Caretta caretta (loggerhead turtle), 4371 nucleotides long. Lineage: Eukaryota; Metazoa; Chordata; Testudines; Cheloniidae. The record is from RefSeq and is a predicted model, not a curated record.
CAGGAUGCCCCCUUAAUGCUGGGAGAAGCUGCCGGAGUCCAGGAGUGGUGGGGUUCACAGGGCGCAUGGGGACUUCAGGCUAAGUCCUGGCUGAGGAAUCACAUCCACAUUUUGCUCCAGGUCGGCCCCUCUUCCAGGAGACAGGGAAGGGACAUGGCUGUGAUGGAGCCAGCUCAGAUGCCGGUGACCUUCGAGGAGGUGGCUAUUUAUUUCACCCAGGGGCAGGGGGCUCUGCUGGACCCCGCUCAGAGAGCCCUCUACAGGGACGUCAUGCAGGAGAACUACGAGAUGGUGUCCUCGCUGGGAUUUCCCAUUCCCAAACCUGAGCUUAUCGCCCGGCUGGAACGAGGGGAAGAGCUGUGGGUGUCCGAUCUCCAGGAUUUCAAGGACAGAAGGCUUCUGAGAUGCACCAGCACAGCAGGUGCUGAGCGAGGGAGUGAGAAGAAGGAGGGGAAUCAUCAUGAGGCAGUUCCUGGGGAAGUGGAACCACUGGGGACCUUUUUGGGAAGAGCUGAAGGGAAUUUUUCCCCUUGCUGGAAUCAGGGAGAAGCCUGGGGAAAUUGGCACAGGACAAAGAGGCUUCUGAUAAACCAACCCAGGAAGAAAGUGGAUGAAUCUAUUAAUGGUGGGGGAGGAGAUGAGAAUCCCAGAGAGCAGCAGACAAAUCCCAAGGAAGAGACACCCUGGCACUGCCUUGAGUGUGGGAAAGGAUUCAUUGUGAGAUCACAACUUGUUACACAUCAGACAGUCCAUACGGGAGAGAAACCAUUUCAAUGCUUGGACAGUGGGGAAAGCGUCAAUAAGUGCAAAGAUCUUAAUAAUCAUGGUAGAAGCCACACUGUAGACCAGCCCAUUCAAUGCGUUGAAUGCGGGAAAUGUUUCAGUUCAAAGUCAGCACUAAAUUCACAUGAGAAAAGCCACACAGGAGAGAGACCCCAUAAAUGUUUGGACUGUGGAAAAAGUUUCAGGUGGAGGUCGGCGCUUGUUAAUCAUCAGGCAGUCCACACAGGAGAGAGACCCCAUAAGUGCUUUGAUUGUGGGAAAAGUUUCAUAUGCAAGUCAUAUCUUGCUAAUCAUCAGGCAAUCCAUAGAGGAGAGAGACCCCACAAGUGCUUUGACUGUGGGAAAAGUUUCAUACGAAGGUCAAACCUUGUUCAACAUCACGCAAUUCACACAGGAGAGAGACCCCACAAGUGUUUGGACUGUGGGAAAAAUUUCAUACAGCGGUCAACCCUUGUUAAACAUCAGGCAAUCCACACAGGAGAGAGACCCCACAAGUGUUUGGACUGUGGGAAAAGUUUCAAGCGGAAGUCAGACCUUGUUAAUCAUCAGGCAAUCCACACAGGAAAGAGACCCCAUAAGUGCUUGGAGUGUGGGAAAAGUUUCACAUGGAGAGCAGGCCUUUUUAAUCAUCAGAGAAUCCACACAGGAGAGAGACCCCAUAAGUGCUUGGACUGUGGGAAAAGUUUCAAGCGGAAGUCAGACCUUGUUAAUCAUCAGGCAAUCCACACAGGAGAGAGACCCCAUAAGUGCUUAGACUGUGGGAAAAGUUUCACAUGGAGGUCAGACCUUGUUAUUCAUCAGGGAAUCCACACAGGAGAGAGACCCCAUAAAUGCUUGGAUUGUGGGAAAAGUUUCAUUCAGAGGUCACACCUUGUUAAACAUCAGGGAAUCCAUACAGGAGCAAGACCCCACAAGUGCUUGCACUGUGGAAAAAGUUUCAUAGAGAGGUCACACCUUCUUAAUCAUCAGGCAAUCCACACAGGAGAGAGACCCCACAAGUGCUUGGACUGUGGGAAAAGUUUCAUACAGAGAUCAAACCUUGUUAAACAUAAAACAAUUCACAAAGGAGAAAGAUCCCAUAAGUGCUUGGACUGUGGGAAAAGUUUCAAGCGGAAGUCAGACCUUGUUAGUCAUCAGGCAAUCCACACAGGAGAGAGACCCCACAAGUGUUUGGACUGUGGGAAAAGUUUCACAUGGAGGUCAGACCUUGUUAAUCAUCAGGCAAUCCACACAGGAAAGAGACCCCAUAAAUGCUUGGACUGUGGGAAAAGUUUCAUACAGAGAUCACACCUUGUUCAACAUCAGGCAAUCCACACAGGAGAAAGACCCCACAAGUGCUUGGACUGUGGGAAAAGUUUCACUUGGAGAUCAGCCCUGGGUUAUCAUCAGAAAAUCCAUACAGGAGAGAGACCCCACAAGUGCUUGGACUGUGGGAAGAGUUUCAUACGGAUAGAUCUUAAUAACCAUGGGAGAAGCCACACUGUGGACAAGCCCAUUCAAUGCGUUGAAUGCGGGAAAUGUUUCAGUUCAAAGUCAGCACUAAAUUCACAGGAGAAAAGCCACACAGGAGAGAGACCCCACAAGUGCUUGGACUGUGGGAAAAGUUUCAAGCAGAAAUCAGUCCUUGUUAGUCAUCAGGCAAUCCACACAGGAGAGAGACCCCACAAGUGCUUGGACUGUGGGAAAAGUUUCAUACGAAGGUCAACCCUUGUUCAACAUCAGGUAAUCCACACAGGAAAGAGACCCCAUAAGUGCUUGCACUGUGGGAAAAGUUUCACAUGGAGAUCAGACCUUGUUAUUCAUGAGGCAAUCCACACAGGAGAGAGACCCCACAAAUGCUUGGAUUGUGGGAAAAGUUUCAUAAAGAGGUCACACCUUGUUAAACAUAAGGCAGUCCACACAGGAGAGAGACCCCAUAAAUGCUUGGAUUGUGGGAAAAGUUUCAUACACAGGUCAGACAUUGUUAGACAUCAGGCAAUCCACACAGGAGCAAGACCCCACAAGUGCUUGCACUGUGGGAAAAGUUUCAAGCGGAAAUCAGACAUUGUAACUCAUCAGGCAAUCCACACAGGAGAGAGACCCCACAAGUGCUUGGACUGUGGGAAAAGUUUCACAGCAAGGUCAAACCUUCUUAAACAUAAAACAAUUCACAAAGGAGAAAGAUCCCAUAAGUGCUUGGACUGUGGGAAAAGUUUCCAGCCGAGGUCAAACCUUGUUAAUCAUCAGAGAACCCACAGAGGAGAAAGACCCCACAAGUGCUUGGACUGUGGGAAAAGUUUCACUUCGAGAUCGGCCCUUGGUUAUCAUCAGAAAAGCCACACAGGAGAGAGACCCCACAAGUGCUUUGACUGUGGGAAAAGUUUCAAGCUGAAAUCAGUCCUUGUUAGUCAUCAGGCAAUCCACACAGGAGAGAGACCCCACAAGUGCUUUGACUGUGGGAAAAGUUUCAAGCAGAGGUCAGUACUUGUAAAACAUCGGGCAGUCCACACAGGAGAGAGACCCCACAAGUGCUUUGAUUGUGGGAAACGUUUCAAGCAGAGGUCAGACCUUGUUAAACAUCAGGCAAUCCACACAGGAGAAAGACCCCACAAGUGCUUGGACUGUGGGAAAAGUUUCAGAUGGAGGUCAGACCUUGUUAUUCAUCAGGCAAUCCACACAGGAGCAAGACCCCACAAGUGCUUGCACUGUGGGAAAAGUUUCAAGCGGAAAUCAGGCCUUGUUAGUCAUCAGGCAAUCCACACAGGAGAAAGACCCCAUAAAUGCUUGGACUGUGGGAAAAGUUUCAGAGAGAGGUCAACCCUUGUUAAACAUCAGGCAAUCCACACAGGAGAAAGAUCCCAUAAGUGCUUGGACUGUGGGAAAAGUUUCAAGCGGAAGUCACACUUUGUUAAUCAUCAGGCAAUCCACACAAGAGGAAGACCCCAUAAGUGCUUGGACUGUGGGAAAAGUUUCACAUGGCGGUCACACCUUGUUAAUCAUCAGGCAAUCCACACAGGAGAAAGACCCCACAAGUGCUUGGACUGUGGGAAAAGUUUCACUUGGAAAUCAGCCCUUGGUUAUCAUCAGAAAAUCCAUACAGGAGAGAGACCCCACAAGUGCUUGGAGUGUGGGAAAAGUUUCAUACGGACAUCAGACCUCGUUAAACAUGGAGGAAUCCACAGAAGAUGUAAACUUCUGUGACACAUGGCAAGAAAAGGUUAAGCAACUUGUAUGUAAUUGACUCAGAUUCAACUUUUAGACAGAGAUUUUAAAAGUGUUUCUGCCUUCAUUAAGCUAGAGUUUGAAAUGUAAACAUGUUAAAGACUUGGAAGAGUGGUAACUGUCGUGGUCUAUAUUUAGCUGUAUCUUUUUAGAGGUUAACAAUUUAUGCAAAGGGUUCCUGUAUUUUGUUAAUUCAGAGAUUAUACCCAUCGCCCAUGUCACCUGCCCAAUUCCAGCUCCCUCUCCUUGAAAUCACUGGGGUUAGGGGCUGAAGGAUGGAGGGAAUGUUUAUAGCUGAAAUCACCAAAAUGUGUUUUGCAAGGUGGCCAUAUAUGUGCUUGUGAGGGUGGGGCGGAAAUGACGACACACACAAAGAAGGGGGGGGCC